AUUAAAGACGUGUUGUUAUCAGUGCGGACAUGGUCUCGACGCGCGGGUCGUCGCGCGACGCCGUCAGUUUAAAGCGCACCGCGAACGAUUGUCUACGCGCAGUUGCGGCCGCUGAUGGUCUCUAAACACUCCUGAAAUCGAUUACGGAUACGUACGCCGUGUGUGAAGCAUCUGCCAAAGCUGAAGUGUUUACGUACUAUUAAGAAUUACUCAUUUUAACAUAUCCAAGAUGUCUGCCCCCAUAGCGUUGAUAAAGCACGGAGCGCCUUUGAUUCAGGGCGCACCUUUUGCGUCGAGUUCCGCCUUCAGCAACUUCGUGCUCUUCAGCGUAUGUACACUGAGAAUCGACAGGCAUUAAUGGAUGCGCUGUAUGCGGACUUGCGCAAAAGUAAAAUGGAGUCAUGUCUAACCGAAUUGGACUUCCUCAUUAACGAUGUAAGGUAUACCAUUGAUCAUGUCUACUCCUGGGUUAAACCGGAGCGGCCAGGAAAAGGAGUGGUUAACAUCCUAGAUCGGCUGAAAAUUAUCCGUGAACCAUAUGGCGUGGUGCUCAUCAUAGGCGCGUGGAACUAUCCACUACAAUUGUCAAUGCUUCCCUAUGGUGCAAUAGCUGCUGGUAAUUGUGCGAUUGUCAAACCAUCAGAGGUUUCUCCUGCUUGCGCCAAACUGUUAGAAGUAUUGCUUCCGAAAUACCUCGACAGAGAUUGCUACCAAAUCUACAUGGGAGGUGUUCCAGAAACUACCGAACUCCUGAAAGAACGCUUUGACUACAUCUUUUACACCGGAUCUACAGCGGUUGGCAAAAUCGUUCAUCAAGCCGCUAACAAAUUUCUUACACCAGUUACAUUGGAACUUGGUGGGAAGAGUCCUGUAUAUUUGGAUGAUAUGAAUAACAUUACUACUGCUGUGACGAGAAUUAUGUGGGGAAAGCUCCUGAACUCAGGUCAAACCUGUGUUGCCCCCGAUUAUGUUUUGUGCAGUAAAGAGAUGCAAGACAGGUUUGUCAGUAAAGCGAAGGAAAUACUCACACGCUUCUACGGAGAAAACCGAAGAAAAUCUCCGGAUUUGUGUCGGAUUGUAAACGAUGCACACUUCAAACGCAUUACCAAUCUAUUAAAGGGUGCGAAUAUUGCUGUAGGUGGUAACACUGACGCGACGGAGCGUUACAUUGAGCCAACAAUCGUGGUCGAUUGUAAACCGACCGAUCCGAUUAUGCAGGAGGAGAUUUUCGGGCCGGUGUUGCCGCUUGUAACCGUGGAAAGUUACGAGGAGGCGAUCAAAUUCAUUCGAUCACGAGAAAAGCCGUUAGCUUUCUACAUUUUCUCGGAGAAUAAGAAAACCAUUAAACACAUGAUCAGAGAAGUGUCUGCAGGUGGAAUAUGUGUCAAUGACACCAUAGUACACAUUUGCACUGAUAGUUUACCUUUCGGCGGUGUUGGUAUGAGUGGUAUGGGUAACUACCAUGGCAAAGCCAGUUUUGAUACCUUCACUCACCAGAAGAGUAUCCUGAUGAAAAACUUGGUUUAUGGGGAGAAACUCGCAUCGAAGAGGUAUCCACCUUAUACUGAAGCAAAUCUACAAUUCUUAACAACUGCAUUGGAAUACAGAAAGAGUAUUUCUUUGAAAUAUGUGCCCCAUAUUAUUGCUUUCGCGGUUGGAAUGGGUGCAGCAUAUCUUUUGAACUACGUUUGUCAUAAGACAGAUGAAUUCUAAAUGUUCUUCUUGUAACUGUUAAUUGUUAAUAUUAUAAGGGUUAUAAGGUUGUUGAAAAAUCAAUUUUGUACGUAUAAUUAAAAUUGUUACACCAAGA
Dalotia coriaria is the source of this 1810-nucleotide messenger RNA. RefSeq names its product aldehyde dehydrogenase family 3 member B1-like. Gene Ontology annotation, biological process: aldehyde metabolic process. Lineage: Eukaryota; Metazoa; Arthropoda; Insecta; Coleoptera; Staphylinidae. Gene Ontology annotation, cellular component: cytoplasm. The record is from RefSeq and is a predicted model, not a curated record. Gene Ontology annotation, molecular function: aldehyde dehydrogenase (NAD+) activity.